Messenger RNA from Dictyostelium discoideum AX4, 1176 nucleotides. RefSeq lists its product as hypothetical. Gene Ontology annotation, biological process: vesicle-mediated transport. Gene Ontology annotation, cellular component: membrane. The transcript has 2 exons. The record is from RefSeq and is a predicted model, not a curated record. Bases 1 to 1176 code for a protein of 391 amino acids. Lineage: Eukaryota; Evosea; Eumycetozoa; Dictyosteliales; Dictyosteliaceae.
AUGGCAACAAGAGACAUAACAUCAUCAUAUAUUUUAUCAAGAACAGAAUGUAAAAAUCGUGCAAAAAUAAUAAAUAGUGCAAUUAAUAUUAAUAUUAAAAAAUCAGGAUCAGGUUAUAAAAGAUUAGAAGAAGAGAAUUAUCAAGAUAUUGAUAUUGAUAAUAAUAAUAAUAAUAAUAAUAUAAAUAAUAAUAAUAUAAAUAAUAAUGACAAUGAUAAUGAUACUACUAAUAAUAUAAAGAACAGUAAUAAUAAUAAUGAUAUACAAUUAAAUAUACUCGAUACUGAAAUAAAUAUAGAACAAUUAAAUUCAUUACCACCAUGGAUUCUAAAAUUAAAUGAUAUAGAUGAGAAUAUUAAAAAAAUUAUAUCAUUAAUUGAAAAAUUUAAAAAAUAUUUAAAAGAAGAUAUUGAUAAAAUUUUAGCAGAAGAUAUUGAAAUGGAAAGUAGAAUUGAUUGUGAAAGAUCAAUUGAACUUUUAACGAUGGAAACAAUUAGAUUAUUUCAUAAAACAUUUGAUAUGAUAAAGUAUUUAAAUAAAAGUAAUAAUUCAAGUCAAGGUGAAAAUAAAAUGAAAAAGAAUACACAGAGAAUGAAAUCUGCAAAAUUAAAAGCAUUAUUAAUAACAUUCAAACAUAUUCAAAGGUCAUAUUUAGCAUUGUUAAAGAAAGUAUCAAGUUUACAACGGAGUUUAUCUUCAUCAUUUUUAUAUAGAAGUGGUGAAUAUGAUGUAAAUAAUGAUAAUGAAGAUUAUGGUGAGAAUAGUAGUAUUAGCAAUUCACAUUAUCUUCAACAUCAUCACAACAACAACCACCACCAUGAAGAUGAUCAUGAUCAUGAGGAAGAUCAUGAAGAGAUUAUGGAUGAAUUAAAUGAAAUGGCAACUACAUUAAUUGAAAGACAAAGAGUAUCUCAAUUAAUUAAAGAAACUUCUCAUUUAAUUCAAGACGUUGGCUCAAUGUGUGUAAAAAAAGAUUCAAUUUUUGAUAGAAUAGAUUACAAUUUAGCUGAAGGUGAAGAAUUAGAAUUUAAUGGUACUAUUUUAAUUUGUGAUGGUAUUACUAAUGGUUAUGAAAGACCAGAAAAUGAAAAAAGAAAAAAAUUAUUAUUGAUUUUUGCUGUUUUAAUCAUAGUAAUAUUGUUCAUAUUUAUUUUAAAAUAUGUAAUUGAAAUUUAA